Molecule: messenger RNA, 4172 nt
Organism: Schistocerca gregaria
Lineage: Eukaryota; Metazoa; Arthropoda; Insecta; Orthoptera; Acrididae
Gene: stops
Exons: 4
Coding region: 1352-2386 (344 amino acids)
Source: RefSeq, a predicted model, not a curated record
CCGAAAAAAUUUGCAAAAUUCUGUAUUAUGAUUUUACAGUUUCAUCUGAAAUGGCUUUGCUUUUCCACAGUCAAAGUUUUCGUAGAUCUACCCAUAUUUCUGGAUGACCCACACUGUUAGAUAAAUAACACCAUAUUACUCUUCUUUCCAUUGAUUUCCCGUUUUUCGCAGUUCUUUCAGGAAAUUCUGUGUGUUUGUGCUGACUCAUUCAAAGUUUCUUCAAUCUGUAUAUACUUCUUCCAGGUCAGCUAUCGUCUGAGAUACAUAACAGAAAUUGUUUGCCCUUUCUGCUUUCUUCUGUAAUGAAACAACACUCUUCACUUCAAGUUGGUUGUCGUCUAUACUGGCUGCCAUGUAAAUGCUAAAAAUUCUGUCGCAACGUCCUCUCCUCUACUGGAGGACAGGUGCACCUAAUACGAGAGGAGAGGUGAAGUUUUUUUUCGUAACUAACGAGCUUAGAAUCCAGUUUACUUCCGACAAUUCGUCAAAACAAAGACAGACAGAAAGCAGCUGUGUAGUGCAAAACAAGUUUCACGAAGAGGUUUCUGAGCCUCUAGCAAGCUGUGUGUGCUGCAGAAGAGUGGAGAUGAAUUUUCUUUCGUACUUAGCAGCUUAGUGUUGACCUCCGACAACUCGUACAAACAGAGGGAAGGAAGCAGUGCGCUGGAAACGGCGUUUGUCGAAAACAUUUUUACGCCUCAUAGAAGACGUGUUCGUUACUAAAGAGAGCAGUGUUUCAAACAAUAUGUUUGUGUUCAGUUCUGAAAAUUUGUAAUCACAGUGAGUGAGGAGUUUUGUGCUGUGUAGCAGGUUUGUCGGAAAGGUUUCCAAGUCUCUGGAAACAGUGGGUGUUCCUUGAGAGCACAUGUGAAAUCUUUUUAGCAGUUUAGGUGUCAGUUCGCUUCCUAGAGUUCAAGAGACAGAGAAAGAGAGAAUGUGUACUUGAAAUCGAGUUCAUCGAUAAGGCUUGUAUUGUUAAAGAGGCUAGGAGAACUCAUUUCGCACUGGCAGCUAAGGUUACGACUUCCGACAGCUCGUCAAAAUGGACUGGGAAAAAGAGAAUCUGUGAGUUGAAAAUCACCUUUGUCAAGGAGUUACUAAUGCAGAGUGUGCUGCUGCAGAGGGCAGGAGAAGUUCUUUUUGUGCUUCGCGACUUAGGUUCCAGUUCAUUUUCAAGAGAUCCACAAACAGAACAGAGAACGUGAACUGGGUAUAAAGGAAUAGGUUUCUAAGCCUGUGGGAAGUAGAAUGUGUUGCUAGGGAGGGCGGGAGAGUUGUUCUUCUUGCUCGGCAGCGUUCAGGUCCAGUUCACCAAAACAGAGAGGCCGAAGGCGAAGGCUCGAGGCGAGGCAUGGAGGCGGUGCUGGACGCGUACUUCGACGAGGUGUUCCCGCGCGUGGCGCGCGACUACCUGCUGGCGCGCCACCGGCGCAAGCAGCUGGCGGACUACUUUGGUCACGUGGUGGCCGGCUGGUGCCGCGCGGGGGUGGGCGACGGCGAGGGCGGCGCCGGGCCCGUGUCGCCGCAGCUGGGGGCGGCGCGCGCCGUGCGGGCGGCCGUGCGCUUCCACCGCCGCACCAAGGCCGACAACGGCGGCUCCGUCUGCCGCAUGGGCAAGUUCCACAACAUCCUCUACGUGGCGGCCCGCAUGUGCGUCGACUGGCGCGUGCAGGACACGGAGGCGGUGUCGGAGCUGCUCGCCGAGAUCUACGCCUGCGAGCGGACCUUGGAGCGGCUGUUCGCGGGAGCGGUGUUCGGCCCCCGGGCGACGCACUUCAUCGCCGGCUGGAAGAGCGACUUCGGCGACGGAGCUGAGGGUCUGGCGUGCACGCAGUACUUCCUGCAACACGCCGCCGCCGCCCGGAUGCACUUCCCGGACGGGUGCGGCGCCGGUCGACGAGCGGCCGACGUCCCGAUGGCUGAGUACCGGCGCUCCACGGCGCUGGCGGCGGCGCUGCAGGUCUGCAAGCCGGACGUGGCGCUCCUGCUGCUGAGGCACGGGGCCCGCUUCGCCGCCAACCUGGCCGAGGAGGACCGGCCCGUCCGCGGCGGAGAGAUGCCGCCGCGGCCGCUGGUGGUGAUACCGCAGUGGGGACGGGACGGCGGCGACGCGGCGCUGUGCUUCCGGUACGCGCUACGCGCGGCGCCACUGGCGCUGCCGUACCCGGGCGUGGCGCGCGCGCACCCCGCGUGGUCGGACCACGUGUACAUCACGUGCGAGGGCGGCGACGCGGCCGCGCUGCUGGCCGUGCCGCCGACGCUCAAGCACCUCAGCCGCUGCGCCAUCCGGCUCGCGCUGUGGCGCCAGCACCGGCUGCCAGACGGCGUCUUCCAGCUGCCGCUGCCCGGCUGCCUGCUCAAGUACGUCGACCUCGCCGAGGACUAGCCAGGCGGUGCAUCGCCAGUCCUCACCGUGUCACCAGUGCAUCUACACCUCUGAAACUAAAUACGUAAAGUCAAGUGAAACAAAUAAUCUUCAGUGUCACUCAUCAGCGGCAAUUUCACGGCCGAUAUAACAGCACGGUUUCAUCAUGCCCUUUCCUAACCUAAUGAUUAUUCAGCAGUGAAUAUUUUGAACAAAUUGGCGGUAUUGCCACGGGUAGUCCUCUCCUCCCUCUGGUAGCAAAUUCAUUUAUGGAAGACUUUGAGGAGAGGGCACUUAAUCUACCAGAAUGUAAGCCACAGGUUCUGGCGAUGUUGUUGUUGUGGUCUUCACUCCUGAGACUGGUUCGAAUCAGCUCUCCAUGCUACUCUAUCCAGUGCAAGCUACAUCAUCUCCCAGUACCUACUGCACCCUACAUCCUUCUGGAUCUGUUUGGUGUAUUCAUCUCUUCGUCUCCCUCUACGAUUUUUACCCUCCACGCUGCACUCCAAUGCUAAAUUUGUGAUCCCUUGAUGCCUCAGAAUAUGUCCUACCAACCAGUCCCUUCUUCUUGUCAAGUUGUGCCACAAACUCCUCUUCUCCACAAUUCUAUUCAAUACCUUCUCAUUAGUUAUGUGAUCUACCCAUCUAAUCUUUAGCACCACAUUUCAAAAGCUUUUAUUGUCUUCUUGUCCAAACUAUUUACCGUCCAUGUUUCACUUCCAUACAUGGCUACACUCCAUACAAAUACUUUCAGAAACGACUUCCUGACACUUAAAUCUAUACUCGAUGUUAACAAAUUUCUCUUCUUCAGAAACGCUUUCUUGCCAUUUCCAGUCUACUUUUUAUGUCCUCUCUAUUUUGACCAUCAUCAGUUAUUUUGCUCCUCAAAUAGCAAAACUCCUUUACUACUUUAAAUGCCUCAUUUCCUAAUCUAAUACCCUCAGCAUCACCCGACUUAAUUCGACUAAUUCCAUUAUCCUUGUUUUGCUUUUGUUGAUUUUCAUCUUAUAUCCUCCCUUCAAGACACUAUGCAUUCCGUUCAACUGCUCUUCCAAGUCCUUUGCUGUCUCUGACAGAAUUACAAUGUCAUUGGCACACCUCAAAGUUGUUUCCUUCACUGCAUGGUCAAUAUACAGAUUGAAUAACAUUGGGGAUAGGCUACAACCCUGUCUCACUCCCUUCCCAACCACUGCUUCCCUUUCAUGCCCGUCGACUCUUAUAGCUGCCAUUUGGUUUCUAUACAAAUUGUAAAUAGCCUUUCGCUCCCUGUAUUUUACCCCUGCCAACUUCUGGCGAUAUGUGGAUGAUAGUAUUGUAGUGUGGCCCCACGGUGAAGAACUGCCUUGCUUUUUACACCGUCUGAAUUUAGUCCACGAUAAUACCAUAUUUUCGGAUGGAACUGGAGAAGUGCCGCUGUAAGCCGUUUUUCGACGUUUGGUCAGUAGGCAACUGGGCGGAUCAUUAGGGCAUUCCGUUUACCGUGAGCCCACACGUACAGACCUGUAUUUGCAGGCGUCUAGCUGUUAGCACUCGUCGCAGCUAUGGCCGUCCUUCGAACGCUGGUACACUGUGUGAAAAGGAACUAAAAAAUGUUGUAAUUUCAUCUCAAAGAUGCAAGAAGAAAAUUUGUUCGACUGUCAUACCAGAGGAAUACUCCAAAAAACUUUUUUAUCAUUGAAAGACAAAGGACUAAUUUCGAGAUUCUUUUAUUAUUUCUAGUAUUAACUACCUUUUUGUUUUGAUGUGCUGGCGUAAAGACUUACUGUAUAGUUUCAUGUCUUAAAUGAAGAUGUUAAAUGAUGAAAAA